GAAAGUUUUCGUUUACAUGUAGAGGGACGAAACUUGUAAUUUUAGUAAUUUACAUUCCAAGUGAAAUUAACCAAAAAACUGGUUAAUAGAUAUGGUGUUAUGAUCUCUUGGCUUGUUGAAGCGCGCAUGUUGAUCUCCAGUUAAUAAUCUUCUUACUCGCUACUCUAGGGUUUUUUCUUCAUCCAUUAAUGGAAUCCAAGACUUUUUCUCAUGAGGUUUUGGUAUGUCAAACAUGUGGAGACAAAGGAUUCACCAAUGCUUUUGUUUAUUGUAUCAAGUGUUUAAAAUUUGUUAUUCACAGAUACUGUCUAAAUGUAAUACCAAAAUCAUUCGAUGAAUUUGUCGAAUGGGCUUGUGAAGAUUGCCAACAACCACUUUCAAAUCCGUUCACUUCACAUAAAUUCAACCCUUCAAGGUCUGAUAAACAGAAUGCUGCAAUUGCACCACAAGUAAAAACAAAGAAACAAAAGAAAAAACCAAAAAGGAAACCAAAAAAGAAAAGGAAAGUUGCUGUUUCACCAUCAAAUUCCCUAAAAGAAUUUCGGUUGAAAAAUUGUAUUCUUGCUUUAGAGGCUCCAUCGAAAAGAGAGGACAAAAGGAAAAGAGAUGAAAGUUUAUCAGGUGUGGAAAGAAAUGAGAAUAAAACUCAAAAGAUGGUGGAUUCCAAUUCCAACGAGCAUUCUUGCUGUGAUUCCAGUUCUACAGAUGUAAAUUUAAAGAAUAAAACGGGCAUUCAAGAACCAGAGACCAGUCCUGAAAAAUUCCAUUCCUUUGAAAAUCAUCCUACGAAUCAAACACCCGAUGAUCUCCAGGUUGAAACAGCAAACCAGAUGCAUAAUGAACAAGAAAUAAGAACAGACAAAACUAAUGCUGAUGUCACUCAAUCAACGGUUGUUGAAAAUAAUGUAGAUUACAUCCCUUAUCAACCUGCACAACCAGUCCUGGAACCAGUAUGGAGGGGAAGCUUUGAUAUUACUCAAACAGAUUAUAAUCUAUUUGAAGGAUUUGUUGGGCAUUUAUCGAAUAAAGCUUGUUUCAAGGUGUGUCAAGAGGCAAAUGUGCUUCCCUCUUUACUUUCUCUAGAAAUGCAUCCAAAGACUGUUUUAUGGCCAAAAAGCUUCUUGGAGUCUCAACCUUCUGAUGAAAAUAUUGCUCUUUACUUCUUUCCAGGAGACACAAAAAAUGAACGGGAUUAUGAGGACUUGGUGAGUGAUAUGAUAGAUGAAGAGCUUGCAAUGAAAGCCCCUGCCAAAAAUGCAGAUUUAUUGAUAUUUACUUCUAGAGUUCUGCCUCGACCUUUCUGGAGAUUCCAAGGGAAGAACUAUCUAUGGGGAGUUUUUAAAGGCAAAAAGAAUGAUCUUAAAGGAUCAAACAAUAGUGAGAAGAACCCUGUUGUGUCAGAAGAUUUUCCACACAAAGUGACAGGUGGAAAAGAAAUCCUCACAAAAGUGAAAACUUUUGAUUCUCAGAGUCCUCAAAGUCCUUUGUGUAAUUACAGGUGACACACAUGGAGGUGGAGGCUUCAUCAAUUUCAUUGAAACAAUAUCAUUUUGAAGAUGGAGACAAGUUCCAUUUUGAGAUAUUGUUGAGAAUGUAUUUUAGGAUGUCUUUUGUGAGGAUGUUUUGUAUUUAUCUAAAUAUUGAGUUUUUAAAGUAUCGUUAGGCAAAUGGGGUGUUUGGAUGUGUGUUUGUAAAGUGGUUAUUGCAACUCGAAGCAUAUUUAGGUCAAAUUAGGU
This is a messenger RNA of Lactuca virosa, 1736 nucleotides long. The record is from the annotation of a GenBank genome assembly. Lineage: Eukaryota; Viridiplantae; Streptophyta; Magnoliopsida; Asterales; Asteraceae.